This is a messenger RNA of Rhagoletis pomonella (apple maggot), 1868 nucleotides long. RefSeq lists its product as uncharacterized. The record is from RefSeq and is a predicted model, not a curated record. Bases 1009 to 1473 code for a protein of 154 amino acids. Lineage: Eukaryota; Metazoa; Arthropoda; Insecta; Diptera; Tephritidae. The transcript has 2 exons.
UAUAUAGUAUAUAAGCUUUUGAAUUCUUGUUAACACUAAACACAUCCAAAACCUUGAAUUUUCUGUGAAUUUUAUACCAAUGUAUACAUUGCAGUUACUAAACACUAAACAUAUCUAAACUGAAUUUCCCCUAACAUUACAUGUAUACAAAUGUACACAUUGUAUCAUAAACGCUUGCACAUAUAUACACAUAUAUUAUAAAAGUUUGUAAAAAUCCUAACGUUAAAAAAAACCGCGAAGUGCUCAGGCACUCGCAAUCUAACCCUCGCUCAGCAUAGACUGACUAUCGUUUCCUAACUCUACUACAGUCCACUAAAUUUUAAAUCUUUAACGUCAAUAAAACCAUUGAAUUGUUAUUUACAUUAUUAAAGCAAAUUAAUCUUUUAUUUGCACGGAACUAAACACAGCCCCACUAAGUUGCCAAGAGCGCAACAUAUGGUCCUUAGCGAGCCAUUCGAUUUGAAUUGGCAGCACUUACGGCGCCUAAUCUGGCUAAGUAUAGCGAGAGGGACACUCUUUUCGUAGAAGUAAAAUCGAGCGGUUGAUUGCGAGCGGUGCGCGAAGAAAAAAAAACUCAAACUAACGCAAAGUGAAAAAAAUUUAAACAAAAUCUGAAUCAAAAAACAAAACUAAGCAAAAAUAAAAAAAACACUUUACACACAAAAGUGUGCCUAAAUAUAUAAACUAACAAAGAAAAAGUUUCAAAUAAUUCGAAAAAAACACAAAAUAAUAGAACGUGAAAAAAAAGAUUUGUUUCUCGUGGGUUUUUAAGAAAACAGGAGAACCACGGCAGCAGCCCCCGGCAACUUGGAUUGCACACCACGCUAGAGCCCUAGAAACUUAGCGUUUCCAUCGGAAGCAGCACCAUCGUCAACCGGUGUACAUCGGCAGCAGAGCAGUAACAGCCAACGCACACAACAACAACAACAACGACAGCGACAGCACAAAAGGCAGCAAUCGGUACAGUAGAGCAGCAGUUCCUAAGCAAAAAGUUUGUACCCAAGUCAAAUGCCAAAGACAAGUGACGAGCCGAUGGAGCCGAACAAGUGCCGCUUAUGUUGCCGCCCUAACUCCCUGUGCUAUUGUAAGGCGUUCCGGGCUAUGACUCCAGAGGACAGGCAUGAAUCGGCGCGGGCACACAAGUACUGUGUGAAUUGUCUGGCCACCUCACAUGCCACAGGAGCUUGCGAUUCACCGGCCAGCUGCCACCGAUGUGGCAGAGCGCACCACACGCUACUACACCGAUCAACCUCGAGCUCGCCUGGGAAGAGGCACAAGAGGUCGACUCAAAACGGUCGAAUCGCCAAUCGCCGCACCAUCCGCAAACCGCCACGAAGCCUCCAGAGCCACUCUGCCGCCAGACGUCGUCAUAUCCGGGAGUUGCUAAACAAAGCCCAAGCUAUUAUCGAGCAGCUGAAGGAGUUGUUGCCGACAUCCGCACAGGGGCGCCAUGUUGAGGACAUGGACGAAUGAGGCGUUUUUAUAUUCAUUUUUUUACUCCACAUAUGUAUAAGCUUUUGAAUUCUUGUUAACACUAAACAUAUCCAAAACCUUGCAUUUUCUGUGAAUUUUAUACCAAUGUAUACAUUGCAGUUACUAAACACUAAACAUAUCUAAACUGAAUUUCCCCUAACAUUACAUGUAUACAAAUGUACAUAUUGUAUCAUAAAUGCUUGCACAUACAUACACAUAUAUUAUAAAAGUUUGUAAAAAUCCUAACGUUAAAAAAAACCGCGAAGUGCUCGGGCACUCGCAAUCUAACCCUCGCUCAGCAUAGACUGACUAUCGUUUCCUAACUCUACUACAGUCCACUAAAUUUUAAAUCUUUAACGUCAGUAAAACCAUUGAAUUGUUAUUUACAUUAUUAA